AUGAAUCUGCAGCCCGCAGUUUCACCGAACAAACGGAUAAUAUGUGAAACUCGGCUUCACCGGACGAGACCGCAAUCAUUACCCUGUUUCCGUGGACGAAGACCGUGGAUUGCGAAAUCCGGACGGUCGACGACUGGCCAUCUUCCUCCUGGCCUGUUGCAGCUGACCGUACCUGGAUUCGAUUACCUGCUCCACCGGUUUUUCCCUCGGAUUCAGAUGUUGUUCGUUCGUUUACCUGGACUGGCACUUUUCGAACACGUAGAAACUCGCGACCCGCGCGACCCGCGACCGUUUUCCAUCUUCGUCGUCCCGACGGUCCCGACGGUCGCGGCCAUACUACGGAUGGCAGCACGAGAAGCCUCCUCGCGUUGUGGGUCCCACGAUCCAAAGCUCCACGCGCGGGCCCACGGGGACCGAAGCGUCGCGAGACGAGCCGCAGAGAAUCGCCGAGCAACGGAAGCCUCGGCCCUCGAAGGCUUCCCUGCUUGUCGGACUGGCGGUCAACGUCGUCGGACGAGGAAAGUGUGGGCGGGGAUGACGUGGAAUCCCCCAACGGUCACUUUCGCGGCGGCCGGUGGCUCGCAGGGUCCGAGCUCCGGAGGAAGGGGGACCGGAGCCACGCUGGUGGGUGCGUCCGCCGGGUCGACCCGUGCUCGAGAGUGGUCCGCGAUCGAUAGAGAAAGAGAGAGUCGACGGGGGAAUUGA
Messenger RNA from Marchantia polymorpha subsp. ruderalis, 705 nucleotides. NCBI's taxonomy places the organism in Eukaryota, Viridiplantae, Streptophyta, Marchantiopsida, Marchantiales, Marchantiaceae. The record is from the annotation of a GenBank genome assembly.